Molecule: messenger RNA, 1217 nt
Organism: Alosa alosa (allis shad)
Lineage: Eukaryota; Metazoa; Chordata; Actinopteri; Clupeiformes; Clupeidae
Gene: armc7
Product: armadillo repeat containing 7
Exons: 3
Coding region: 139-711 (190 amino acids)
Source: RefSeq, a predicted model, not a curated record
AAUGACGUCAAAAGAUUUUGAGUUUUCGCACGAACUGAGCAAGCUGGCUUGCUCUCUAAAGUUGAAAUUGCUUCGUCAAAUUGUGUUUCUGUUCAGAAAUUGAAGUGUUGCUAAAUGUCGCAACAUUAAUAGAAAAGAAUGGCGUGCAAAGAUAGUGGGUCGGACAGAUUUGAGUAUUUGCAGAACCUUGUGACAGAGUUUCAGGACACCGACUGUGAAGAGUCAAAGGAGCAGGUUUUAGCCAACCUGGCUAACUUUGCCUAUGACCCACGAAACAUGGAAGAUUUGAGGAGGCUGCAAGUAACAGAACUGUUUUUGGACAUGCUGACAGAGGAAAACGAAAAUUUCGUGGAGUUUGGAAUCGGAGGUUUGUGCAACAUGAGCAUGGAACGCGAGUCCCGCGAUGAGAUCCUGCGCAGCGGUGGCAUUGAUUUGGUGAAGAACUGUCUCUCCAGUCGACGAGACGAGACCGUACUCUCCGCCAUCACUACCCUGAUGAACCUUACAACGGCGAGUUCGCGCAGCCUUACCACCGACGAGGCGGUGGUGCAGUGCAUGGUACGUCUCUCGCUCUCGGAGAACCCUCGAAUGCGCAAUCUGGCGACUGUUUACCUGGAGGACUAUUGCCCGGUGGAGCAGGUGCGGAGGGUCAGAGAAGAGAACCAAGGACAAUGCCAAUCCGCGCUUGGGAUCCCCCUUCCGAAGAACUAGAACUUAUGUGGUUGCAUUGUCAAUUGCACUGUAUCGUGAAUACCACAAGGACGGGGAACGCAGUUUGCAUUUAUGUGGUCCAGGACAAAAAUACUUCAAAUUCAACUGUUUAUAUCCUCACAACGUCAUGUUUGUCAUUGAUUAUUUAAAUGUGGGUAGUUGUCUAAAUGCAAAAUAUUUCACUUGUGGACCUGCAUUUGCAAUGAUUUGCCAUUUUGUAGAAAGGAGAAAUACUCUAGUAGUUGUGGUCGGGGGACUGUAAUGCCCAACAAGAACACUUGGGGGAGACUGCUGCAUCUGUGAUUUAGAUUGAGGUUGGUAAGUGUGCAGAACUUCCUCAGUCCUCAAAGGCUGCAAGGUUACAUCAUCUGCAGCAUUUCAUAACCAGCUGUCACUGAAAGACUUUAUUGAGUUAGCCACUAAACAACUAUACCAAGAGGAAGAAAUACAAAAUAGACUGUCCACUUGGUUUAAACAUUGUUUUAAAUGUUUAAAUAAAUUGCGUU